Rhodamnia argentea is the source of this 684-nucleotide messenger RNA. RefSeq lists its product as uncharacterized. The coding region runs from base 12 to 614 and encodes 200 amino acids. Gene Ontology annotation, cellular component: chloroplast. The record is from RefSeq and is a predicted model, not a curated record. Lineage: Eukaryota; Viridiplantae; Streptophyta; Magnoliopsida; Myrtales; Myrtaceae. The transcript has 4 exons.
UUCGGACAGACAUGGCUUUGUACUGUCGCACGGUUUCUGUUCACCAAGCGCCUUCCUCCACCACGCCGCCACCGCCCCCGCCUCUGAUCCCGAAACAGAGACCUCUCUUCAAGCUCCCAUCUUCCACCCCAUCGUCGCCGAGCUCGGCCUCUUCUUCCUCUUUCAAAGCACUCGCUCAGACCGAGAGAGCCGAUGGCCGCAAGGUUGCUGAAGAGGACCCUCCUGCUUCUUCCUCUGGAUCACUCUCUUCUGCUCGUACGCAACUGGAUUUUCUGGAGCAACUAACUGCUCCUAGUUCAAGCACAACAGUGAACGGCUACAAGAGCGACAGUAUCAGCGGUAAACUCACUAUCCGCGACCAACUUGCGCAAUUGGUUGGGGACAGACGAGAAGAUUUCAGUGUUUCCUUGGGUAAGAAGAACUUGAAGAAGGUGAGCGAAAAGUUCUUGACCAUCUCGCAGAAGAGAAACAUCAAAAGACAAGCUUACCUGGACGAAGUGUCUCAGAGGAACGAUUCGGUUUUUUUGGCAACUAUUGGAGCGUUUGUAAUUCUUCCGCCUGUUGUAAUUCUAGGGAUAGCAAUAAUAACUGGUUAUGUGCAGCUUUUCCCGUGAGAAUUUUUAUAUAUCUUAUACACAGAUUAUGGCACCAUAUUCAACAAGAGGCUGUUGUUAGUUUCAGUUA